AAAUGCAUUCUACUAGAUUUUGACAACCCACUCAUAUCAUCCAAAUGGAAAAAGGAAACCAAAAGUUGUUUUUUUUAAGAGAAGGGAACCGAAAGGUCUGUUACUCCAGUACUACUAAAGUCGAUCGUGCGGUGCGUGAUGCAGAGUCCAAACCACGAACUGCGAGGGAGGAGCGCCAAAAGUUGCCCUGCUUCUCUCCCUUUGCCGCCUCUUCCCCUUCCCAUCUCCGAGGGUAUGGAGGAACCAUCAUCUCCUGACCAAGGUUUUCGUUUUGGCAUCCCAUCUGACGGGACUUCAGACACAGAUGACAGUGAUGUCGAGAUGGAGGAGGUUCCGGAAGAUCCUUCUCCUAAGGAGCACGAUGCUGAUAAGGCGAUUGAUCUCAUGAGGUUUGUCUUCAAAGAAGGGCUGGCUUUCCUGGACAAUGGGUCUGGAAGAUGUCUGACUGAAAGGAUGCUUGUGGACAUGGGUGGCUUCAUGGUCAAUAAGAUGCUGGAGCAACCUGCUGUUGCCCAGCGAAAUGCUCCUUGUCGGAUGCGGAUGUUUAAGUCUAGCACUUUUGAAACAGAAAUGUCGCACGCGUUUGCGAAAGAAGCGAGGAAGGGUAUUGCCGAGGAGCUCCAGGGGGAUUUCUUUGGGUAUUUGUUGAUGUGUGUUCCCCGCCUAACACUUGGAAAUACUACAUGGUUCUUUUCGCACGCUAUGUCAACAGCAAGGGAGAGGUUGUGGAGAGGCUUCUUGGGAUUGUGCCGGAUCCUGAUAUCUCUGGUCCAUCUCUUAAAGAAGCAGUGCAUUCGAUGCUCUCGGAAGCUGGGGUGAGCUUGCAAAAUGUGCGUGGACAGGGCUAUGGCCUGGCAGGGUAUUCUGAAGGCUUUCAAGGAGUUUUUUAAGCGAGUUAAAAUCAAUGUUUGAUGGUGAAAAUGCAUCUGCGCACUAUGCCCAUUCUCAUGUCCUCCCGCUGCAUUCACUUCUUGUGACUGCUUCCCAAAACCAGUUGCAACUUUACAAGCUUUUCCAAAUUCUCGAUGUGCUAUCCAACCUAAUUCAAGUCUCCUCAAUUCACUGAAAAGCUGUGCACCCUAAUCAAAGAGAGAGGGGUUAAUCUGGACAAUGAUCUUCGGAAGCCUGGUGAAACAAACUGGGGUUCAUACCAUGAGGCGAUAAUGAAAUUUGCUGCCUAUUUCAUUCCGUUGUGCGAUGCACUUGAAUUUGUGGAAGAACAAGUGUCAAGAGGCGAUGCAAAACACAUGGUCUGGAAGAUAAAUCAAGGAAUGGACUAUGACUUCUUCUUUGGCUUGCUCUUGAUGCAAGAUAUCCUGAGUGUGACGAAUGAGUUGUCACUGGCCUUGGACAGGGAAGGAUGGGGUGUUGAAAACUGUGUGGCUCUUCUCCAGGAGGCAACGAAGCAGCUGCAGGUUAUGAGGGAUGAGGGCUGGACACCUUUUCUCAACAAAGUCGGCAUGUGUUUGCAACGAGAAUGAUAUUUAUAUGGUCACAAUGUGUGAGAAAUUAAUUCCGCCAAAGAGAUCGGAAGGUGCUGAAGCUACAAGGAAGACAUACCUGGAACAUCACCAUCUUGAUUUCUUCCAGAAGGUUAUCAACAAGCAACUCGAGGAGCUCGAGAGGCGUUUUACCAAGGAAAGCUCAGAGUUAGUUCUCCUCGCAACAUAUCUGAAUCCACGCAAUUCUUUCCAAGGUUUUGACAAGGACAAGCUUGUCAAGUUUGCUCGUUUUUAUCCAUCCGAGUUUUCUGAUUCCGACACAGCCACACUCGAGCUGCAACUUCAAGCCUUCAUAACUGAUGUGCGCUCGGACAACAGAUUUCUUGGAAUGGACACGCUGAAUAGUCUUUAUGUGAAGAUGGUGGAGACAGGCAAGAACACUGCAUAUCCACUGGUUUACUUGCUUCUGAAACUCGCGCUCAUCCUUCCUGGGACGCCUGCCACUGUGAAGUCUGCCUCUAUAGCAAUGAAGUUCAUAGAGAAUACAGUGAGGAAAGAACCAUGCAACCAGUGGAUCAGUGACUGCCUGCUGCUGUUCCUGGAGCCUGACAUAUUUGAAAACAUCACCAAUGAUGCCGUGCUUGAAUCAGGCUAUUGGGUCUAGCAUGUUACGAAUGAGCAACUUAGAUUGAUUGAAGUGCCAAAAGGCAAAUAUACAUGUACGUGUGUGGAGGCAAAUAAGCAAAGAGACCCUUAUACAAUGGGCCGGGCAUAUACAAGAGAAAUAUACAUCUCUAACACCCCCCCUCAAACUCAUGGUGGGUUAACAACACUGAGUUUGGAUAGAAAGAAACCAUGUUGCGCUCUAGUCUGGGCCUUCGUGAAAAAAUCUGCCAACUGUAACUCGGAGGGCACAUAUUGAAGAGCGAGAACCUGAUCUUGCAUAGCAGUGUGCACAAAAGAGGCAUCAACACCUAUGUGCUUGGUGAGCUCAUGCUUCAUCGGAUCACGCACAAUGCUGAUAGCACCUGUACUGUCUGACAAGAGGGGAGUCGGUGUAGUAGAAGAAACACCAAAAUCCUCCAGUAACCAACGUAGCCAAGUCACCUCUGCCGUCAAAAAAGCCAUGGCUCGCAACUCAGCCUCUGUACUCGAGCGGGAAACCGCGGUCUGUUUCUCCGUCUUCCAAGCAAUGAGAGAACCACCAAGAAACACACAAUAAGCAGAGAGUGAACGACGAUCCGACGGAUCACUAGCCCAAGUAGCAUCUGAGUAGGCAUGGAGCUGGAGCAAGGGAAGAAAAGACGGUGAGAGAUCGUGCCACGAAGAUAUCGUAGUACACGAAGAAGAUGACUGUAGUGGACUGAAGUGGGAGCAGAAACAAACUGGCUCAAAAUGUGGACAGGAUAAGAGAUAUCUGGACGAGCGACAGCAAGGUAGAUUAGGCUCCCAACCAGAUGGCGGUAGUGUGAUGGAUCAGAUAAGGGGUCACCAUCAGAGGCACGACGCUGAACAUUGAGCUCCAUAGGAGUCUCAACAGUGCGCUCAUCACUAAGAGCGGCACGAGCAAGCAGAUCCUGGAUAUACUUCUCUUGGGAGAUGUAGAAGCCAUCAGAGGUAGAAGAAACCUCAAUCCCAAGAAAAUAGCGAAGAGGACCAAGAUCAGACAUAGGAACUGCUCACGAAGACGAGCCUUAACAAAGGCAAUGUACUCAGAGUCAUCGCCAGUGAUGAUCAUGUCAUCAACAUAUAGAAGAAGAAGAGUCGCUCACGAGUAGAGGUGUGGACAAACAGAGCAGGAUCAUGAGUGCUGGGCGAGAAACCAGAAGCAGUCACCACGGAGGCGAAAUGCUUAAACCAGGCGCGAGGGGCUUGCUUAAGGCCGUAAAGAGAGCGCCGAAGACGGCAUACCAUGCCAUUAGGGACAGAGUACCUAGGGGGUGGCUGCAUAUAAACCUCCUCACGCAGCUCACCAUUGAGGAAGGCAUUGUGAACAUCAAG
This is a messenger RNA of Brachypodium distachyon (stiff brome), 3443 nucleotides long. RefSeq lists its product as uncharacterized. The coding region runs from base 139 to 819 and encodes 226 amino acids. The record is from RefSeq and is a predicted model, not a curated record. The transcript has 3 exons. Lineage: Eukaryota; Viridiplantae; Streptophyta; Magnoliopsida; Poales; Poaceae.